AUGUCUACUUUAGACACGUUGCGAAACCACGUCCGCCAAGAAUUCGAGAGCUAUGUCAAUAACCAUAUACCAAUACGCAUCAUUCAGUGCGACGACACUAGACGCCUGAAGUUGGUUGGGCGUCGAGAAGUCAGAGAAUAUUUCCAACGUCAUCUCGACCAGCUUGAGCUGGGGGAGCCUGCAGGUGCCGAGCUUCACGCACAGAGAGCACACGUCAAGGACCUGGUGCGGAAGACGGUCCGCUACGCUAUCCUCUCCCACAGGUGGUCGGACCACGAAGUCACUUUCCAUGACUUUGGCAGAAUAUGGUUCUUCAAGCCAGCUGGAUGGACCAAGGUUGCCCGUUUCUGCGCCGAGGCAGCACGCCAGGGCAUGCGCUUCGCGUGGAUCGACACAUGCUGUAUUGACAAAGCGAGCAGCGCUGAGCUGGAUGAGUCCAUUCGGUCCAUGUUCAAGUGGUACCGGAAUUCGGCACUCUGCAUCAUCCACCUUUCCCAGACUGCGUCGCUGGACGACAUGGCCGGGGAUGACUGGUUCCGCAGAGGCUGGACGCUCCAGGAGCUUUUAGCUCCGGAAAAGGUCCAGUUCUUCAACAGGAGCUGGGACCGAAAGAGUGACAAAUCACAGGACGACGAGAGACGGGUGACUGACAUCGCUUUGUGCGUUGCCUCCGAAGUUACCGGGAUACCCUUGGAGGACCUAGAGCGGUUUCAUCCAUCUCCUCGCUACGUUGACAAGCGCAUGAAGUGGGCAGCGAAUCGGGAGGUCACCAGAGUGGAGGAUGUAGCAUACUCUCUCAUGGGCAUCUUCAACGUCUCCAUCUCAGCAGCGUACGGAGAAGGCUUCGACCGGGCGUUCUGUCGCCUCGUCGAAGCCAUCAUGAUUUCCGGCGGUGAUCCCUCCAUACUCAACUGGGCAGGACAUUCAGCUCAGCAUUUCACCACGCGGUGCAUGCCCGCUUCCCCGGCCAGCUAUCUGAACCAACCGAAAAUCCAUCCAUCAGCGUACGGUCUUCAAGCGGAUAUGGCCCUCACUAGCAAGGGUUUGCGCCACUCCAUUGUCAUCAUCCCUCUGAUCCUCAGCAAGGUUCGCGAAGGAGGAUAUACCUUCUCUUUUACCAAUGGUUCUCUCCCUAUGGUCGAGUUAAACGUCAAGUUGUUGGAGAAUAUCGGGUUGAGGUCAAUCCGAGUCAUGAGGUCCUAUGCUUUCGGCGCCACAAUCUACACAUUGACCAAAGACCCGCAUUCAAG
Coniophora puteana RWD-64-598 SS2 is the source of this 1250-nucleotide messenger RNA. Its product is annotated as HET-domain-containing protein. The annotation marks the transcript as partial. The transcript is spliced from 2 exons. NCBI's taxonomy places the organism in Eukaryota, Fungi, Basidiomycota, Agaricomycetes, Boletales, Coniophoraceae. The record is from RefSeq and is a predicted model, not a curated record.